CCUUCUAAACUUCUCCGAGAACCAAAACCCUUUUCCUCAUGUCUGAUCUUCAAAGCCUAAUGGGCAUGGAGAUAGUAUGGUUCUUCAACGCUGUCCCUCUGGUAUCAACAAUCUUCACGGUUUUGGCCUUGGUAGCAGGAUUAGUGGCCUAUCUCUAUGGACCAUACUGGGGGGUCAGAAAGGUCCCUGGUCCUCCAACAAUCCCUCUGCUAGGACACUUGCCACUGAUGGCUAAGUAUGGUCCUGAUGUGUUUUCCGUCCUUGCCAAACAGUAUGGCCCUAUUUUCAGGUUUCAUAUGGGAAGACAGCCACUGAUAAUUGUAGCAGAUCCAGAGCUGUGCAAAGAAGUUGGCAUAAAGAAAUUUAAAGACAUCCCUAAUAGAAGCAUUCCUUCUCCCAUCAAAGCUUCCCCUCUUCAUCAGAAGGGUCUCUUCUUCACCAGGGAUACAAGAUGGUCCACCAUGAGAAACACCAUUUUAUCUUUUUAUCAGCCAUCCCACCUGGCCAGUCUAAUGCCUACAAUGCAAGCUUACAUUGAUUCUGCAAUUCAGAACCUCCAUGAAGAAGAAGACAUCAUCUUUUCUAACUUCUCGCUCAAAUUGGCCACCGAUGUAAUAGGUCAAGCUGCUUUUGGCGUUCACUUUAACCUCUCCAAAUCACAAUCAUCAAUCACCAACUCAACAAGGAAACUUGAUGAAAAUGAUGAAGUCUCUGACUUCAUCAAUCAGCAUGUCUACUCCACCACACAACUUAAGAUGGACUUAUCAGGUUCUUUUUCCAUCAUAAUAGGUCUGCUUCUCCCAAUCUUGCAAGAACCAUUUAGGCAGAUUCUUAAGAGGAUUCCAGGUACCAUGGACUGGAAGGUAGAUAGGACUAACAGAAAACUGUCAGGCAGACUUGAUGAGAUUGUGUCAAAGAGAAUGCAAGAAAAGAACAAGGGAUCCAAGGAUUUCUUAUCACUGAUAUUGAAUGCAAGAGAAUCUCAACAAGAGUCAAGGAAAGUUUUUUCUCCGGAUUAUAUUAGUGCAGUUACUUAUGAACAUCUUCUUGCCGGGUCAGCAACAACAGCAUUUACUCUGUCCUCUGUUGUCUAUCUGGUGGCUGGACAUCCUGAGGUGGAAAAAAAGUUGCUUGCUGAGAUUGAUGGGUUUGGACCGGUAGAUGUGGUGCCAACUGCUCAUGAUCUUCAGCACAAAUUCCCCUACCUUGACCGGGUGAUAAAGGAGACUAUGAGAUUCUACAUUGUUUCCCCAUUAGUAGCAAGGGAAACAUCAAAAGAAGUGGAGAUAGGAGGCUAUCUCCUUCCAAAAGGAACAUGGGUCUGGUUGGCACUUGGAGUUUUGGCUAAAGAUCCCAAGAAUUUUCCUGAGCCAGACAAAUUCAAACCGGAGAGGUUUGAUCCCAAUUGUGAAGAAGAGAAACGGAGGCAUCCUUACGCUCUCAUCCCUUUCGGAAUCGGCCCUCGAGCAUGCAUUGGCCAAAAAUUCUCCCUCCAAGAAUUAAAACUGUCACUGAUACACUUAUACAGGAAAUAUACAUUUCGACAUUCUCCCAAGAUGGAAAAUCCCUUGGAGCUUGAAUAUGGCAUAAUUCUCAACUACAAGCACGGUGUAAAGCUCAGAGCCAUCAAAAGAACUUGAAGAAAACUGCUGUUAUUAAUCUGCGAAGAGGUGUGUAAACUUGUAUGAAACACUAGAAUGAGUAAGAUAGUCUUUUAC
This is a messenger RNA of Rubroshorea leprosula, 1718 nucleotides long. NCBI's taxonomy places the organism in Eukaryota, Viridiplantae, Streptophyta, Magnoliopsida, Malvales, Dipterocarpaceae. The record is from the annotation of a GenBank genome assembly.